Messenger RNA from Macroventuria anomochaeta, 3896 nucleotides. RefSeq names its product WD40 repeat-like protein. The transcript is spliced from 2 exons. NCBI's taxonomy places the organism in Eukaryota, Fungi, Ascomycota, Dothideomycetes, Pleosporales, Didymellaceae. Gene Ontology annotation, molecular function: protein binding. The coding region runs from base 192 to 3896 and encodes 1234 amino acids. The record is from RefSeq and is a predicted model, not a curated record.
CACAGAUUUGCACUACUGCCUUCCUUGGACGUUGAGAAAGACGCUUGCUCCCCAAAGACCGCACAGAGCCCCCACGGAUUCACAGUCGGAUCUAGUCUGUGCGCAAACCUUGACCAGGCUUGCCCCACUGGUGCGUGACACGGCCGUAGGUUAUUCCGACGUCUAAAGGCAGUAAUGCGCGGGUCGCACCGAUGCAGUCGACCGCAGCCCACACCGUCCUGUACUCAAACAACCAGGCAUACGGCGACUCGAUCAACAUCUACGGCAACGUCGAUGGCGAUCUAUACCUUCCUGGCAAGCCUAGCAGCGCUGACGGAUCAACAUCUCGCCAGUGCCUCCGCGCCCUGAGAGUGACUGACCCGCGCGAAGACCGAGUGAGAAUCGAAGGCGACAAGGACAGGCUGCUCAGAGACUGCUAUGCCUGGAUACUGCACGACGCCAGCUUCCAGCGGUGGAGGACUCAGGAGGAGUCGCGGCUGCUGUGGAUCAAGGGCGACCCAGGCAAGGGCAAGACGAUGAUGACGAUGGGUCUGAUCGCCGAGAUGUCUGAAAGCAACGACAAUGGCCCGUCGUCGGAGAUGGUAGCGAAAGCAGACCUGCUAGCUUACUUCUUCUGCCAGAGCACGCGGCCAGAGCUCAGUAACGCAGUGUCAGUCCUCCGAGGGCUUAUCUACAUGCUCGUUGUGCAGAGAAAGGAGCUUCUACACCAUGUGCAGAAGCGGUACGAGACUGCAGGGAAGCAGCUGUUUGAGGGAUUCAACGCCAUCUCUGCGUUAAGGGAGACUCUGUCUGACAUACUUAACGACGCCUCUUUGUCAACGACAUAUCUUUUCGUCGACGCUCUUGACGAGUGCAUAUCUGGCCAGUCAGACUUUUUACGUAUCAUGACCGACAACAGCCUUGCGCGGCAGUCAAAGGUCAAGUGGCUGGUGACGAGCCGUAACGUGCCAGACAUCGAGUUACGUUUGCACCCUGGCUUGGAUGGUGUCAGAGUUAGUCUUGAGCUUAGCGCGAGCUAUGUUACUAACGCAGUUGCAGCGUUUGUGCACUUCAAGGUGCAACGCUUAGCGGCUGCGAGAAAGUACGACGCUGAGACCAGAGCAGAGGUGCGGCGGCAGCUCCGCAAGAAAGCAGAGGGCACGUUUCUGUGGGUGUCGCUGGUGUGCAAAGAGCUAGAGAGUGUGCCGUCUUAUCGCACACAAGCGGUGCUGCAGGCACUGCCACCUGGGCUUGACCCGAUGUACGAUCGGAUGAUGACGCAGAUUUUGGCUCAGGAUCGUAAGACGGCAAGGUACUGCUUGGACAUUCUUCAGUCGAUUACUCUCGCCUGCCGACCGCUACAGCUCGAGGAACUCGCUGUAGCUGCCGGUCUACCUGGCGAUCAGUUCAACAACACACAGGGAGUCAUUGAUCUUGUCAGCCGCUGCGGAUCGUUCCUUACUGUCCGUAAAGGCGUCGUUUCUUUUAUUCAUCUGUCUGCCAAAGACUACUUCAUGGUAGGCAAGGGCCAACAGGUGUUAUACAACACAGUAGCAGAGCAGCACAGCCGAAUGACCUACCAUCUGCUACAUGGGAUGCACAACACGUUGCGGAGGGACAUAUGCAGCCUACAGAAGCCCGGGACGCGGAUACAGGAAGCGGCUGAUCGAAUUAGUAAUAGUAGUCUUCCGCGGAUCGCAUAUGGAUGCGAGUACUGGGUCGAACAUCUGCAGGCAGGUUCACGAGAUGACAGUACCAUAUUAGCAGACAAUGGGAAAGUGCAUAGUUUCUUUCGCAAACACCUUCUUCAAUGGCUCGAAGCAAUGAGCCUGCUGCAGAAGAUACCAGAAGCCAUAUCUGCGAUGCAGAAGCUGCAGCUGGCGCUAGACAAGAGACCCGAUAGUACAAGGGUGUUGAAGACUGUUCACGAUGCGCUGCGGUUUGCGAUGUGGAGUGGAACGGGGAUUCAAGAAGCGCCGCUGCAGGUGUACUAUGGUGCGCUCGUGUUUGCGCCUUGGCGAAGCAUUGUCUGUCGACGAUUUGCGCAGGAUAUACCCAAGGGAGUACAGGUAACGCGGGGCCUCGACGAAGACUGGGGGCCACUACUGCAGACGCUCGAGGGCCAUACAGGUGGAAUCUACAGCGUGGCGUUCUCGCCAGCGGGAGAUCGACUGGCAUCGGCUUCAGUCGACAAGACUGUGCGGAUAUGGGAUGCGAAGACCGGGCGGCCACUGCACAUGCUUGAGGGCCACACAGAUACAGUCACUAGUGUGGCGUUCUCGCCGGUGGGAGAUCGACUGGCAUCGGCUUCAAGGGAUAAGACGGUGCGGGUGUGGGACGCGAAAACUGGACAGCCACUGCACCCGCUAGAGGGCCAUACAGAGAUAGUCAGCAGCGUGGCGUUCUCGCCAGCAGGAGAUCGACUGGCAUCGGCUUCACACGAUGAGACGGUGCGGGUGUGGGAUGCAAAGACCGGGCGGCCACUGCACACGCUUAAGGGUCAUACAGACUGUGUCACCAGCGUGGCGUUCUCGCCAGCAGGAGAUCGACUGGCAUCGGCUUCGUGGGAUGAGACAGUGCGAGUGUGGGAUGCGAAGACCGGGCGGCCACUGCACACCCUCAAGGGCCAUACAAGUGGAGUCAGCAGCGUGGCGUUCUCGCCGGCGGGAGAUCGACUGGCAUCGGCUUCAAGGGAUAAGACGGUGCAGAUGUGGGACGCAAAGGCUGGACAGCCACUGCACACACUAGAGGGUCAUAAAGCGAUAGUCAGCAGCGUGAUGUUCUCGCCAGCAGGAGAUCGACUAGUAUCGGCUUCACACGAUGAGACGGUGCGGAUGUGGGAUGCAAAGACCGGGGGGCCGCUGCACACGCUUGAGGGCCACACGGAUACCGUCUUCAGCGUGGCGUUCUCGCCGGCGGGAGAUCAACUGGCAUCGGCUUCACGGGAUAAGACAGCGCGGGUGUGGGACGCGAAGACCGGGCGGCCGCUGCAUACGCUCGACGGCCAUACAAGUGGAAUUAGCGGCGUGGCGUUCUCGCGGACGGGAGAUCGACUGGCAUCGGCUUCAUACGAUGAGACGGUGCGGGUGUGGGACGCGAAGACUGGACAGCCAUUGCACACCCUAGAGGGCCAUACAGACUGUGUCACCAGCGUGGUGUUCUCGGCAGUAGGAGAUGGACUGGCAUCGGCUUCACACGAUAAGACGGUGCGGAUGUGGGAUGCAAAGACCGGGCGACCACUGCAUACGCUCAAGGGCCAUACAGACUGGGUCACCAACGUGGCAUUCUCGCCGGCAGGAGAUCAACUGGCAUCGGCUUCACACGAUGAGACGGUGCGGGUGUGGGACGCGAAGACUGGGCGGUCACUGCACACGCUCGAGGGCCAUACAAGUGGAGUCAGCAGCGUGGUGUUCUCGCCGGCGGGAGAUCAACUGGCAUCGGCUUCAGGGGAUGAGACAGUGCGAGUGUGGGACGCGAAGACCGGGCGGCCACUGCACACCCUCAAGGGCCAUACAGCUCGAGUCAGUAGCGUGGCGUUCUCGCCAGCAGGAGAUCGACUGGCAUCGGCUUCAGGGGAUAAGACAGUGCGAGUGUGGGAUGCAAAGACCGGGCAGCUACUGCACACGCUCGAUGACCAUACAAGUGGAGUCAGUAGCGUGGCGUUCUCGAGAGACGGAUCACAUCUAGAAACUAACCGAGAGUCGAUACAGCUUCCUUCACCUGCAUUGUCUACUAUCACUCCUGGACGACCUGUACAACGCCGCGUCUUUGUCAAGAGCAGGUGGCUGGUAGUAGACUCGGAGGACAUGCUUUGGCUUCCUAUCAACUACCAGCAACCCGAUUGUACUGCCGUUGGAAGUAGUCAAGUUGCGUUUGGCUUUAGUUCAGGAAGGUUGUUGCUCCUUCGACUGUUUUAG